Rhipicephalus microplus (southern cattle tick) is the source of this 3444-nucleotide messenger RNA. It is a transcript of the gene Tango9, whose product is annotated as transport and golgi organization 9. Gene Ontology annotation, molecular function: transmembrane transporter activity. Lineage: Eukaryota; Metazoa; Arthropoda; Arachnida; Ixodida; Ixodidae. Gene Ontology annotation, biological process: transmembrane transport. The record is from RefSeq and is a predicted model, not a curated record. Gene Ontology annotation, cellular component: intracellular membrane-bounded organelle; membrane.
AAGCGCGAAAUUUUAUUAGAAUACACAGAUCACAGUGCCCACAUUUUACGUAUAUAGUCAGCGAGUACACUUCGAAACCAAAAACAUCAUUUCCAAAGAGCUACCCGGUAUGCCUUACUGGGGAAGAUGUGGUGGAUGUGGUGCCACAGAGCAAUUAAACGACAUGUUUAGUACCACGACACCGUAGUGGUGAUUCCAUGUGCCCAGACCAACGUUUAUAGAUACUUUUUAUCAGCGCGUGGCUACGGCGACCUUUCGGAGGCUACGUCAUUGCGCGUCGACAGGUAUUCUGCUGGCUACAAUCUCGGAGGUCAUACCACGUAUUGCAGGUUCACUGAAACUCCACAAGGUGGCUGUGGUCGUUUUCUGCAACUACGGUUUUCGCACGGGUUUUCGACGGUCUUCGAAGCGCGCAUGGUUGUGAGUCGAGCCCGUCGAUCUGACGUCUGGCAGCUGUGCUUGUACAAAGUAGCACUUGUGGACAUCGUCGAUACAAGGUCUGUCUAGAAGACGUCGCGUCAGGUGGCACCGCGGCCGUUCACGAGUGUGCUGCGCCGUGAAUGACGCUCCAGCGUACACCUUACCUCGACGGCAGUCCGUGACGGCAGCUGUGUGAUUGCGCCGCGACUUGUCUUUUUCGCGGCGAGCGAUAAAGGUUUCAAUCGCGCCGAGUUGAGUGGCUGAUAGCGUCCGCCCUCGUGACGGGGGGCGUAUUCUUUGGCUUGUCAGAUCGGCCAAGCACGCUGCAUUCCCUUUCGGCAGUCGCGGAAGCCGCCUCCGACGAUGGCCUGGACCAAGUACCAAGUGUUCCUCGCGCUCAUGCUCGUCUUCACAGGUUCCAUCAACACAUUGGCGACAAAAUGGGCGGACUCAUCGCUCUCUGUCGGUCGAGACGGCAAGCUGAGGCUAUUCGACCAUCCUUUCCUGCAGGCGGUCGGCAUGUUCUUGGGGGAAAUGUCGUGCCUGUUGGCCUUCCGUGUUGUCUUCUUCUACUACACCCGCAAGGCCAAGGCAGGCGAGGCAGUUGAGCUGCCUCCCAGUGUGAGCGGCAGCCGAGACUUCAACCCACUCAUCUUCCUCCCUCCGGCCAUGUGCGACCUGGUCGGCACUUCCAUCAUGUACAUUGGACUCAAUCUCACCUACGCUUCCAGCUUCCAGAUGUUGCGAGGUGCUGUGAUCAUCUUCACGGGGCUGCUGUCAGUGGCAUUCCUUGGGCGCCGGCUGAGAUCGUACGAGUGGAUUGGCAUCCUCGGAGUCAUGUGUGGCCUGGUCGUGGUGGGUCUGUCUGACAUCCUCUUUCCCGACAGCCAUGCGACCAAGGGCCCCAACAGCAUCAUCACCGGUGACCUGCUGAUAGUGCUGGCCCAGGUGAUCACAGCUUCCCAGAUGGUGAUUGAGGAAAAAUUUGUCACCAAGUACAAGGUUGCACCCCUGCAGGCUGUCGGCUGGGAAGGCUUUUUCGGUUUUGUAGUGCUGGGGACCUUGCUGGUGCCAAUGUAUUUCAUCCCAGCUGGCAACACCAUCUUCCAGAACCCUGGUGGCCAGCUGGAAGAUGCCAUCGAUGGCUUCAUUCAAAUUAAGAACAGCUGGCACGUUGCUUUGGGGGUUGUUGGCACGGUGCUGAGCAUUGCAUUCUUCAACUUUGCCGGUAUCAGUGUGACGAAGGAGCUGAGUGCAACCACGCGCAUGGUCCUGGACAGUGUGCGAACCCUGGUCAUCUGGCUAUUCUCGCUGGCUGUGCGUUGGCAGGGCUUCAACUGGACGCAGAUAGUCGGCUUCGUGGUGCUCAUCCUCGGCAUGUUCCUCUACAACAACGUCAUAAUCCGCCCGUUCCUCAUCAAGCGGGGCUGCCUCAGGGACACAGAUUCACAGGACGACCUCAGCGGGCUGAUCCAAGAAGAGCGGCCCCCAGGCACUUCUCGGCCAUCUUCCAGUGCGGACGAAGCAAACCCUUAAUGCUGCUCUACAGGGCGCAGCAAUGCCUACUGUUCGCCAGAGUGUGGUAGACUGCUCAGCCCACGAAACCAUCGGAACUGUGGUCGAUGUUCUUUUUGAUGAGCUAGUGUAAAUGUUGGUAAGGUUGCAGUUGUGGUCCUUGGGACUGCUUUGCAACAUUAAUUGGCUCGUUGUAGAUGUCCUGCGGUGCUUCUAAUGAUGUUCGCAUGGCGGCCAAACUCCUAAGCACCAGACAGUCAUUUUCUGCUCGUGUUUCCUGAGGCCGAAGUCAACUGGUGUCACCCUUUCCAUCUUUGGCUGUCGAAAGAAGCAGCUGCCUUCCAUGCCUUGAGAUGCUCAGUUGUGGCUGUGCGAUUCCACACUGCCUUUGUGCAUGCUUUGAAGGAUCCUCCUGAAACAGAUCAGUGCUGCAACAUUGCCCAAUGGGCAUCUACAUGUUGGCUGGGGCAGUGCCCUAGGCUUUACUGCACAGUAUGACAUGACUUUUAUUUGCUGGCAGAAGUAAUGCGAGGGCAUCUAAUGUGGCACUACAUGCAUUCUUGGGGGCAGUGUGUGCCUUCUAAAACGUUGCACAUGAAUUGUGCAACGUUAAAAUGUUGUGGCUGAGCUCGUAGCUGGCCCAAGGCCCUAUGGUAUUUGAAGAAAGCCUGAUAUGGCAGCGUAUGAAUGUGAAUAUGUUGGGCAAUCUCUCUCUAUAAAAAAGAAGUCUUUGUUUUUUUUCUAUUUCUCUUGCAAGUGAUGUAACAUUUGUACUGAAGUUAAUUAAGGCAACACAGAGGCACUAUUGCCUAAGGCAUGUGCAUGCAGUGCCUGUAGAUGCGGUACCAUAGGAGAAUCUCGAUAGUUGAGUGCGCUUCCCAAUGAGCGAAAGAGUGUGUAUCUCCUAGCUGCUGAUUAGUACCUUGCAUCGAGCUGAUACUUCAGUGCACUUCAAAUUUAUUGCUGCACUGGGUGCUUGUCAUGAUGCACAGUUCUGGGGCUGCCAGUAUUUGGCUGUCUUGUGUUAUGUUCCAUCCAAAAAUGUAAGUACUUUGAACACUUGUUUUUGUGGUAUCUAAUUGUAAUAAUCAAUCAUUUGCUGUGAAAAAGGCACAUUUGAGUGUACUUAGAUAUGAAAAUAUUUUUUACACGCAUGGUUUCAUGGUUUUACACUGUAUACUUCUGUGCAGAGCACGUUCUAGGGGUUAUGCAAACAUAGGGCUUGUAGGGCUCAAGAUCUGCAAGCUGUAUGAAAACUGGACUGUUGAAACGAAGAAAUUUUAGCACUUGAAUGCAUGCAUUGCAGUUUAAGUGAAGAGCUUGAUAUUUUGGUGCAUGGGCACAACUUGUUUUUAGUUAAGUUGAUAUUGGUUCUCCGACUAAAAUUUUAAUGUGUCUGUAAGAAGGUCAUGUUGGCUUCAACGGAAUCUGUGAUGUACUACCAGAUGACUAGUUUCCUGUGCCCUUCAAGAUUUUCUUUUUUUGUAAUAAAGCAGAUAUUUCUGUGAA